GCCGACGACACUUUGUGUUUGUUAUGUGUGUGUGUGUGUGUGUUUGAUUCAUGUUGUUAAUUGGACACAAUAUUUCGAUUUUAAAUAAUCAUCAUCACCAACAACAACAAAGUAAAAUCCUGGCUUACACCAAAAAAAAAAAAAAAAAAAACACAUACGGAUGUUGAUUAAUCUUUGUAUAACUCUCACUCUUUUGAUACAUUUUUUUUUAUUAUUAUUGCAAUAACUUGCUUGUGUUGUUCUCAUAUACAUUUUAGUUAAAUCAACAUUUUUUUUUUGGCCAUUGUCAUCAUCAGCUAUUGUUAUUGUUGUUGUUGUUGUUGUUGUUGUUAGAGGUGUGACGAUUAUAAUACUGGUGGUAGUUUGUUAAUGGUAAAUACCACACCUAGAAAACAUCAUUCAUUAAUUUGGUGUUGAGAUUAUAUUAGUUUUUUUUCUAAUCUUGGAACAUUGAAAGAAGAAAAAAAAAGAAUUUUUAAGUUCACUUUUUUUUAGAGACUCAAUCAACCGAUAAUUGUACAUCAUAAUGGCAUAUUCAAUGCCUGCUAUCGUCAUUGAUAAUGGAACAGGUUAUACAAAAAUGGGUUAUUCCGGUAAUCGUGAACCAAAUUUCAUUAUACCAUCUGCUAUAGCUAUAAAAGAAACAUCAAAACUUGGUGAUCAAGCAUCCAGACGUCUGGCUCGUGGUGUUGAUGAUUUAGAUUUCUAUAUCGGUGAUGAAGCAUUAGAUGCAACAGGAUAUUCAGUAAAGUAUCCAAUUCGUCAUGGAAUCGUCGAAGAUUGGGAUCUAAUGGAACGUUAUUGGGAACAAUGUAUAUUUAGAUAUCUACGUGCUGAACCUGAAGAUCAUUAUUUCUUAUUGACAGAACCACCAUUGAAUACACCAGAGAAUCGUGAAUAUACUGCCGAAAUUAUGUUUGAAACAUUCAAUGUGCCUGGAUUGUAUAUUGCUGUACAAGCUGUACUUGCAUUGGCCGCUUCAUGGACUAAUCGACAAUUAUAUGAACGAACAUUAACUGGAAUAGUUAUCGAUUCCGGUGAUGGUGUUACACAUUGUAUUCCGGUAGCCGAAGGUUACAUCAUUGGAAGCUGUAUCAAACACAUUCCAAUUGCUGGACGAAACAUUACAUAUUUCAUACAGAAUCUGUUAAGAGAACGAGAAUUCGGUAUACCAGCUGAACAAUCAUUAGAAACGGCAAAAGCAAUUAAAGAACGAUUCUGUUAUGUAUGUCCGGAUAUUGCCAAAGAGUUUGAAAAAUAUGAUAAAAAUCAAUCAAAAUGGAUCAAGAAAUAUACGGGCAUCACUGCAAUAACGAAACAACCGUUCGAAGUUGAUGUUGGUUUCGAACGUUUUCUUGGUCCAGAAGUAUUUUUCAAUCCAGAAAUUGCCAAUCCUGAUUUUGUUACUUCAUUAUCGGAUAUUGUCGAUACAUGUAUUCAGAAUUGUCCAAUAGAUGUACGACGACCACUUUACAAGAAUAUUGUAUUGUCCGGUGGUUCAACAAUGUUCAAAGAUUUUGAUCGCCGUCUUCAACGUGAUAUUCAUCGUUUGGUUAAUCAACGAAUGAAAUUAAGUUAUCAAUUAAGUCAAGGCCGUUUAAAUCCGAAACCUAUCGAAGUACAAGUAGUAUCACAUAAUAUGCAACGAUAUGCCGUUUGGUUUGGUGGUUCAAUGCUUGCAUCGACAGAAGAAUUCUAUUCAGUAUGCCAUACAAAAUCACAAUAUGAAGAAUAUGGACCAUCCAUAUGUCGCCAUAAUCCGGUUUUCGACGUGGAUUGCCUGUGGCAAGCAAAAAUACAGCUCUAUGAAAGAUCCAUUUUUACUAUUAAUUAAUUGAUUAUUAAUUUCAAAUUUUUGAAAAAUGGCUCUUACUAUCAAAGAGCUUGGCCACCACUGUUCUAUUCGGAUGUUCCAAUCACACCAUCAAUAUAUAUUUAAACAAAAGAGAGAGAGAGAGAGAGAAAAUUUUGGAAUCAUUUUGUCCAGCAUUAAGCUUUUGUAUUUGUAAAGUGUAUCCUAUUAAUAAAAUCUUCAUUACAUCAAAAUGA
This is a messenger RNA of Dermatophagoides farinae (American house dust mite), 2049 nucleotides long. RefSeq names its product Actin-related protein 3 (gene Arp3). Lineage: Eukaryota; Metazoa; Arthropoda; Arachnida; Sarcoptiformes; Pyroglyphidae. The record is from RefSeq and is a predicted model, not a curated record.